AUAUCAAAAAGCAAACAGUAAAAAGAAACAAAAUAUGUAGAAUUUAUGUAAAAGCUUAUGAUUAUAUUAUAUAUGUAUAUUUUCUGAAGAGGAAUUCAAAUAUUGGGUUGGAAAAUGACCAGCUUUUCAUGAUGCCAGCAGCACCAGAAGAACAGUUGGAAGGAAGCAAAAAAGAACAACAAAGACAAGAGCCUGGUCCAGUCCUUUUCUUUCUGUUUUCUUCUUCUUUACUUCUUCUACUUUGUCUCACAGUUGUCACCUCUCAACUCUCUCUCUCUAUUGAAUGCAUGUUUGUUUCAAGAGCUGAAAUUUAUCAUCUCUGAUAGUUUAAAAACAUGGAACAGCUUGCCAACUUCAUCAUUCGCCCACCAAGAGCUGAAUAUGAUCCAAAAAAUGAUUUGCUGGAGCACGAGUUCAUGUUAAAAGGGAAAUUGUUUCAACGGAAGGAUGUGGAGAUAAAAAACAGCCAUGGUAUUGUUCUUCAAUGCAGUCAUUACAUUCCUAUAGUCAGUCCUGAUGGAAAGCCUCUGCCGUGUGUAAUAUAUUGCCAUGGAAACAGUGGAUGCAGGGUAGAUGCCAGUGAAGCUGCUGUAGUUUUACUUCCUUCAAAUAUUACAGUUUUUACUAUGGAUUUCUCAGGAUCUGGAAUUUCUGGAGGGGAGCAUGUCACUCUUGGUUGUAAUGAAAAGGAUGAUCUGAGGGCUGUGGUCAACUAUCUGCGGACCGAUGGAAAUGUCUCUCGCAUUGGAUUAUGGGGACGCUCAAUGGGUGCUGUGACUAGCCUGAUGUAUGGAGCUGAAGAUCCUUCAAUUGCAGGGAUGGUUUUAGACAGUCCCUUCUCUGUUUUGGUUGAUUUGAUGAUGGAACUUGUAGAUACAUACAGUGUUCGUCUACCAAAAUUCACAGUGAAAUUCGCAAUUCAAUACAUGCGAAAAACAAUCCAGAAGAAGGCAAAAUUCGACAUAAUGGACUUGAACACCCUUAAGGCAGCAAAAUCUUGUUACAUUCCUGCUCUACUAGGGCAUGCCAUUGAUGAUGAUUUUAUACGUCCUCAUCACUCAGAUCGUAUACUUGAUGCUUACAUGGGAGACAAAAGCAUGAUUAAAUUUGAAGGCGAUCACAACUCUCCGCGUCCUCAGUUCUAUUUUGAUUCCAUAAACAUCUUUUUUCACAAUGUUUUGCAACCUCCAGAAGAUGAGGUUGGGGAAUCAUUUUUUGACAUUAUGAAUGGUUACUUUGGUAAGGACAUUUGGAGAUCUGUGCAUGAAUUAGGCGGCGGCAAUGAACCAUCAUCUGAAGACAAAGAACCAUCAAGUAGUGUUGUCGAUGCCAAUAAGCAAGUCCUUUCAAAAAGACCAAUGAGUAGGAUGAAGGAAGAGAAAUGUGAUGAACUCUCCUCCUCCUCAGCUAUGAUUAGCUUUGAACUAUCAGAUGGUCGUCUCUACGAUCCCAGUGUUCCGACCACGUCAGAUAAUGAUCAGUAUGUGGAAUUUCAACUUGAUGACCUUGCAGGCUUUCCAUCCAAUACAGUUGAAGAAGAAAAAAUGUUGAUGGAAGCAGUGACAGAGUCAUUGAAAGACCAGGAAAUUAAAAAUCCGUCGGAAGAACAACCACCAUGUCUCUCAUCAAGAGCAGCACCACCACCAUCGACAUUCGACACAUCAUCAGUCACUGAGUCUGGCAAUAGUACAGAAAGUGCUUCUGCUUGUAGUGAUUCUUCUAGCCUAAAAAAUUCAUCAGAAAAUGACAUAUCACAUAAGACCAAAGCCACAUUAACUGUCAUUAGGAAUCCAUCAAACCAUGUCGUGAACGGAUUAAUUCGCCGUUGGGACUUCAACUUUUUCAGAAACUGUCAUAACCGAUAAGAUAAGAGUGCUUGUAUAUUCACAGGUGAUUUUACAUUGUGUGCUUGUUACUAAAGAAAAAUAUUAUAGUUUACAAGAUUUAGUAUAUGUUUGGAUUAUCAUCUAACUAAUCAUCUACUAUUAUUUGACAGUUAAGAAAAUUGUUGUUUUCUUCACUUGGAUGACUAUCAUGUGGGUUGGUGAACCAA
Lotus japonicus is the source of this 2053-nucleotide messenger RNA. RefSeq lists its product as uncharacterized. Lineage: Eukaryota; Viridiplantae; Streptophyta; Magnoliopsida; Fabales; Fabaceae. The record is from RefSeq and is a predicted model, not a curated record. The transcript is spliced from 14 exons. The coding region runs from base 336 to 1865 and encodes 509 amino acids.